This is a messenger RNA of Oncorhynchus tshawytscha (Chinook salmon), 2370 nucleotides long. RefSeq lists its product as uncharacterized. The transcript has 4 exons. NCBI's taxonomy places the organism in Eukaryota, Metazoa, Chordata, Actinopteri, Salmoniformes, Salmonidae. Gene Ontology annotation, biological process: negative regulation of DNA-templated transcription; negative regulation of circadian rhythm. Gene Ontology annotation, cellular component: nucleus. The record is from RefSeq and is a predicted model, not a curated record. The coding region runs from base 548 to 2131 and encodes 527 amino acids.
AUUCUAGCAAGGGAAGGGUCGUCACUAGAAAGCCACAAAGUCAUAAACCCUGAAUAUUUAUUCAAUGUAUCUUAUUAAAAUUCGAUUAUAAACCUAACUUUAACCUAAACCAUAUACUUAUACUUAAAUUUAAAUUACGAUCAAAAAGCACAUUCUUUUUUUUCAUAAAUGUUUACAAUAGGCCUGUAGCCAAUUCAGACUUUGUGGCUGUGGCAACUAGUGGAAACCCGCAGGGAGGUCUAGGAGGCGGGGACAUUUUCAGGUUGGGUACCGAUUAUCAAUUUUGGAUCUGGGACUCGUUGCGUAGGAUCUAGCCGUUAGGCAACAGGCAGUCUUCACAUCCCGUUAGCUAGUUUAUACAUUCAAUGAGAUAGAUGUAAUAGAAACGCAGCGAUAGACACGCAUAGAUGACAUGACAUAAGGGAAACGUUGAAAGAUAGAGCUAGAAAUUAGGUGCUCUAGCCAACAAUACGGCGAGACGGAGCGCUAUACAAGUGAAGUGAACCAACAGUGGCAAAGAGUCCAACUUGAUAUUGGAGGACGCAGUAUGCCUCUGGAACAGGCUUGUCUAAGUGGGCGAGAGCCACGUGCAUACAGUAAGAAUGCAGAGGACAGGAGCAACACUGCCACCCUGCUGGCCUCAAGGAGUACUGCAGACACAGAGUCCAACAGAAGAGGCUCUCGCUGUGGAUCUGAAAAAGAUUCUGGAUAUUCGGACAACAACAGCUGCACAGACUGGCUCCAUGCGGAUAGAGAGGACCAGGGCAGCAGCAUGAGUGAGCCCAGGGGAAGGGAGGGUCUACAGAGCCAAGUCAAGCCCGAGCAGGCCCCUCUCCAGGAGAAUCACACCCUGGUCCCCAGCCCCGACCUCACCCCCAUAUUCAUCAUCAGGAACGUGGUGCUCAAACAGAAUGGCUCAGACCAUCACCUCCAGAACCAGCUAAACUGGGAGAACAGAGGAGGAAGCUCCAAUGACUCUGGCCCCUGUCAUGUGAUCCUGGUCCAGCAGCCCAGUGAAGCCUCGGCCGCAUCCCCAAAGCCCAACAGAACACAGUCCUGGAGAUCUGACAGCACAGCUAUGAAAACAAAAAGCAGAACCUACCUGCCCAUUCUUAAGUCCUACCCUCGUAUCGCUCCCCAUCCCAGUAAGAAGCCAUCAGACAUAACCCCAGUGGACCCCCAUGGUAAGGGGACUGGCAGGGAGGACCAGAGCCAGGACAAGAGGAUGUGUACAGAGGACAAGAGGGAUGAGGUGUCCACUACUACUCACUUACUGACACCAUCCAGAAAACAUGUCCGCAAGCAGCCAGACCCCAAGAGAAGCCUGUCCCACUGGAGGAGCCCUGCCUCCUCCCGCUCCCCCAGCCCCUGCUCUCCUUCCACACUUUCCAGCUUUGUCUCCCGCUCUAUGUCCAGCUCCGACAUCACCACUGCCUCCUCAUACUCCUCUUCCGGUGGCUCCUCUCCCCUCUUGGCCAGGAGGUGGCCUAGCAGGCACGGUCCAGGCCUGUCCCUGUUCAGUGCGGCGCGCGACAGGCGCUUCCUGAACACGGUGGGCAUCCUAAGCCAGUCAGGCCUGCUUGACAUCACGCUGCGCACCCAGGACCUCCUCCGCCAGAGCAAUGCCACAGACCGAGACAUCGCCCAGCUCCGCCAGCACACACAGCUGCUGUACCAGGCCGCCAACCACCAAAACAACAACCCCUAUAACAAUGACCCUGAUAAUAACGACCCCAAUGCCAACACAGCCAACGCUGGCUGGGAGAGGAUACACCAGGCUAUGGCUCAGUCAGGCUGCUAUCCCAGCCUCAAGAACCUGGGGAGGGAAGAGGAUCACAACACUUCUAGUCCAGAGCCAGGAGUGGGAGGGGACACCAGUUUCAAGAGAGACUCAGUUGACCCUAAUAUUGCCACUCAUACCCACAAUGGGGUGGAGGCCCCGGUCCCACCCUCGUCCCUCCUGGCCCCCAUGUCAGAUAUGCUCCCACAGUACUGCCCUGUUUCCCUGUCACAGCAUUCUCCAGUCAGCGUCACCACGUCCCGCUCUCACUCUGGGCAGGCCAGUGCCAAACCCCCUGAGACAGUCACCAUCAUGCCCCCUGACAGUUCCACCCAUGGUGGUCUUCUCUAGCACCUGCCCAAGGAAAGGCAGGGCAUCCGGCCAGUUUGUAACCCUCUAACAGUCACUUCACUUCAGCUCCAACGAAAUUCCUAGAGUGGCUGAGGGGAAGAGGUUGAAGGUUUAAUGACGCGUGAGACAAUGUCGACAGAAUGGCACUAUGCCACACUGUGUAUUUCUGCACAGCGUCUGAGUACUACUCAUUGCCUGCCAUAAGAACUCAGCUUCAGCUUACCUUUUAGUGAGCUGAA